This is a messenger RNA of Vigna umbellata (rice bean), 906 nucleotides long. Its product is annotated as protein FAR1-RELATED SEQUENCE 5-like. Gene Ontology annotation, biological process: regulation of DNA-templated transcription. Gene Ontology annotation, molecular function: zinc ion binding. The record is from RefSeq and is a predicted model, not a curated record. Lineage: Eukaryota; Viridiplantae; Streptophyta; Magnoliopsida; Fabales; Fabaceae.
AUGAAAGAUUUAAAUAGCGAUUUCUUUUAUGACAUUGCAUUGGAUGAAGACAAUAAAAUUUGUAGUGUGUUUUGGGCAGAUGCAAGAACUCGAGCUGCCUAUGAAGAAUUUGAUGAUGUCGUGUCUUUCGACACCACAUAUUUAAGAAAUAAGUAUGACAUACCUUUUGCGCCUUUCGUCGGAGUUAACCAUCAUGGUAACUCCAUUUUACUUGGUUAUGGAUUGAUGUCGUCCAAAGACACUGCCUCUUUUGUAUGGUUAUUCCAGUGUUGGCUAAGAUGCAUGCGUAAUAAGCCACCAAUUGGGAUUAUAACUGAUCAAUGUAGGGCAAUGGCGAAUGCCAUCCAAGAAGUAUUUCCAAAUACUAGGCACAGAUGGUGUUUAUGGCACAUAAUGAAAAAGUUGCCUGAAAAAUUUCAAGGCAUGUCAACUACUCAAAGAAGUGAGGGAAUGAAUGCUUUCUUUGAUGGAUUUAUAAAUUAUAGUACCACACUUCAACAAUUUGUGGUUCAAUACGACAAUGCCCCCAGAGUUAAGGCACAAAAAGAAAUACAAGUUGAUUUCUCGUCCCUAAACAUGAAGGUUACAUGUGGCUCUCAGUCACCGAUCGAGAGACAAUUUCAGUUAGAGUACACUCAUGCAAGGUUUGAGGAAGUCCAAACGGAGUUUCGGUCAAGGAUGAAUUGUUUCAUCAAAGAAACCGUGAAGGAUGACUUCUUUAACACUUACACAAUGAAAGAGGAGCGCAUGUGGGAGGGUAAAUGUGCAGAUAAAUUUUUUAAGGUGCAACUUGAUCCAGAGACAAAACAUUGCACAUGUUCUUGCCUAUUAUUUGAGUUUAGAGGCAUCAUUUAUCGCCAUUGCCUUUUGGUAUUUGGUCAGGAAGAUGCUUAUAGUGUCCCCUAA